Tetranychus urticae (two-spotted spider mite) is the source of this 1082-nucleotide messenger RNA. RefSeq lists its product as uncharacterized. NCBI's taxonomy places the organism in Eukaryota, Metazoa, Arthropoda, Arachnida, Trombidiformes, Tetranychidae. The record is from RefSeq and is a predicted model, not a curated record.
UAAUGUAAGGCAAAAGUCUUGAGUUAUAAGUAAGCUUGAUUUGAUUUGGAUAUUCAUUUCAAUUUAGCGACAGAUUGGAACUUUUGAUCAAAUCAAGAUCACUCAUAAGAUUGUUAGUCUUGAUCAUCUUUAAAAUCAUCAAAAUGAACAAAUUGAUUCUGUUUAGUUUGUGCUUUUCCCUUGGAUUUGCUUCAUUAGAUGCUUCGGACAUGGUUUGUGAGAUAAAAUGUUUAUUUGAAUGCAUAUCGGAACCUGUGCCUUGUAAAACUGCCAACUGUCCUUGUCCUGCUUCCAAUUCAACGGGUAGUUCAGCAGCAACUCUGACCUCUGAUGAAAAAUCGAGCACCAAUUCAAGUGAAUCUUUAAUAGCUGAGGCGAAAUCUGACGAUUCAGAUUCAAUAUUUUCUCUUAAAACAUUGUCAUCUUUGUUUAGUAGCUUUGGAUCGAGCAAAAAUGUUCAGGCAAAUGAAACAUCUGGUGCAGAUGGGUCAUCUUACGACUACAGUCAACAUACUCAGAGUAACAAUCAAACCAAAUCAUCAGGUACCUUUGAUUACAGUCAAUACACUUCUGAUGGAUCACCUUCACUCCAAAAGACUGCAUCAACCAACAAAAGCUCAGAAGCUAAUUCAUCGGGUAGUUUCGACUACAGUGCCUACAAUACUGAACCAGCGACAAUUCCUCCCAAUCCAACUGGAAGCUACAAUUACAGCACUUAUUACGAACAGCCAAAGACCAUUCCAAAAGGCGGCGCAAAAUAAUCGUGAUAAUAAAACCUUGAAAAAUCCAGUUUAACUUGAAGUGGCUAGUCUAGACUCAGGAAGUCUUAAGGGCAAAACAAUAACAGUUCAUUUAAUCUGAAUUAAUAUAUUUGUUUCUUAUCUGAGUUUGUGAGUAAUUUUUGUAGGGUUCAAGGUUUAACUGAGCAUUUUGUAAAACAAUUAAAAUUAUUUUAAUUAUUUUCAUCCUUUAUGUAAAAGCCAACCUCAACUAUCAUUGAAAAUGAAAUUGUAUCAAAGUUGUAAUUAAAGAGCAGACAAACUGAAUUAUAAAAUAAAGAUACAUUGAGUUUAAGCAUUUAA